GUACCUUUCAUUCAGUCGAAACAUUUAGUGGCGAAAUCGGAAUUGAGUGAAAAUGUGUAUGUGAUGUUGUUCUUUUACAUCGUGGCCCGUUUGGUGUAAUAUUUCGAUCUUUCCCUCCGCCACUGAUAACUUGUAUAUAUUAUCUUUGGCCUACUAGUGUAAACUUGUGUGAAAAGAUGGCGCAACCGGAAUUGUGUCUUGUCGUCAACGACGAUGUGUUUGGGUUUUCGAAAGUGGGGACAUUUUCUCUCGGCAGCGACAGCAGCUGCUCCAUGGUGGUGGAAGACCGUGCACCUAAGAAGCUAGUGGUCGUCGAAAUAAAGGAGACUACAAGUAAACGCAAAAAUAGCGCUCCUGCGGUCACGGUGACGCCCAGUUUGCCCGGUCACGGCGUCUGGUACAAUGGAAAACGGCAAGAGACGCCCUUCGUCAUCGAACUGAGCGAGACCUUCUUCUGCGGAGGGUUACCAGCGGGAGCGAAGCCGAAGAGCGACGACCCCGCUGGGCGGUACUACAAAAUCACACUCGACCUCCAGGCUAACGCGGAAGCGAAAACCGCCGUCGUCACCGGUGACGAUGACGACGCCCGGCAACUAAUACGCACGGCAAAAAUGUCUGGGUCUGGAAGGUUGGAACUUGUAAUGCUAGCUUUACAUUCCUGGAAAAUGAAAAUCUGUAUUGCAUAACCAACAAAAGUCGCAGCCUCUUCUGUCAUGCAAAGACGCAGUUUGUCAUGCGGAUUUCCUAUGAAAAAGCGUUUUGGGAAGUUGUCAUGCUGGGCUGCAUUCGGAGUGUUUUCAUCAUGGACAUUUCAGCAUCACAAGUUUCCUGACCCAGACAUAUUUGCAUUUGAUAACUAAGGGUGAGUGACGAGCUAUCCAAAACACUGCCGUUGUUGCCCGAGUUGCAGACCGCGACUGACGAUAUGGCAUUCUCAAACGUUACAUUUACAACUGUAUACAUGAUUUGUCAUGCAAAAUUACCAUCAACAUCCACACGAUGCUGCUGCUGCGCAUGACAAAUUUUUGAAGGGCUGAACAGUACUGAAAUAUGUGCCGAACAAUUUGUAAUGCUAGAGGCGCAAUCUAAAUCUAUGUCCUUUGACUUUUCGUUUUGCCAUUCUUGCAUUACAAAUUAAUGUAUACAGUUAAGAGCGUGACGUUUGAGAACCCCAUAGACGAAGAGCGAAAGGUGUACAGAGACGCGUGUCUGGAGGCCGCCCGGAGAGAGUACGAGCUGAGCUGCGCCGCAGGCCCCCAGCUCGGAAUGGCGCUCAUGGCGAUAUCAAAUGUAAAAGUGUCUGGGUCUGGAAGGAUGUAACCUGUGAUGCGCAUUUCAGAACACACAAAAAUCUCUCAUGCAUAGGUAGCAAAAGCUGCUCACUUUCUGUCACCAAAAUGGGGGAUUUGUCAUGCGGGUUCGGCAUUGCGUAAGCUUCUCGAAACCUGUGAUGCUAGCGCUCUCAUGCCAGACCUUCUGUGUCAUGCAGAAACAGCAUGACUCUUCCAGACAUAGACAUUUUUGCAUUUGAUAGACGAAGGAGGCCGACCAAAGUAAGAACCUUGCUUUCGCAACCGCGACGCACUUCGUCAGGCCGAAGCUCCAUGUCACGAAAACGGGCAAGAUGAUGCCCAUCUUCGAGGACAAGAAGCACAAUCCCGGCGCCCGCGCCGCUGAGGAUGUGGACGACGAAGAUGAGGAUGAACAAGAUGGAGAACCGCGCGCGAAGAAACGAGACAGGAAGAAAACCCCCCAGGACAGCACACUCGCCACCAGCUCGAGUGCACCGAUGGAAACCUCACCUGCGCCACCGUCUUCUAGCCCAGAGAUCGAUGUCCAUAUGAAUGUGCGAUUUUGGGAGGAAUUACACGACCCCGUUUUCCAGGUCAAAGCGCCACAAGCCUUUUUUGACAAGCUGGAAGAGUUACUCCCCCAAGUAGUCGAGAUCACGAAAGUCAUGGACUACGAUGAUUCCGACCAGGAGGAUCUGCCGAUUUCAUCUGGUACUUUUUAUCUAUCUAGGAAGGUACUUAUAGGAAGGAUGUUGAUCCCCCCUGCCAAUAUUACUUGGAACCAAAAUUUGUGAUGCUAAUUCGUGGCCGCAACUCAGCUGUGUUUUGCAGACCGGGGAAAAAACUUCGGGUGCCAUGUAGUGGUGUAUUCUUCUAGGGCCGAUCUGUCGUCAUGCGUUUCCGCUGAUGACAAAGGUGUUUGUCAUGCUAAGUUGCUAGCCGGCUGCAUCCCCAAAUAGCUCUCGAGGAUGCAGUAAAGACCUACCUUCUGGCUAGGACGGGAGUGGGGAUCUUCUGUUUAUUCAUUUUUAUUCAUUGUGUUGAUGACAUAUGUUGCAUGAUGCUACUUGCAAAUAGAAAUACCCUGUAUGUGAUUCUUGUUCUUCUAUGUUCCGCUGAGAAGGAAAAGUUAGCCCAUAGAAAGCCAUCAUUUAGAAUCGCUCCUAAAAAAUUUGAAACAGAUCAUCUGAUGAAAAACCCUUCCACGAUCUUUGGUGCCUCGAAGCUAUCUAUGCAUUGCAAAUAUGUCUGGGUCGAGAAAUACACUGUGGACUUUGUCAUGCUGUUCUGCAUGACCCAAAAGGAGCUCCGGUAUGCAAGCAAUCGCAUCACUGAUUUCGAGGAGCUCCCUCAAUGCUCCUUAAGAAUGCCUCUCCCGCAUAUAGAUGAAAUGCGAGACUUCUUUGAUGACAAGAAAUUGGCGACUUUUGCAUUCCAUGCAUGACAGAUUUUUGUCUGAUCGAAAAGAAGCAUCACACGUUUCAAUCUCCCAGUCCCAGACAUGCUUGUAAUGCAUCACCUCCACCACCACCAGGCAGAAUCUUGGGAAGGACAAGAACGUCUUCAAAUACGACGCCGGGAAGUUUGCCAAAGAUCCGAGUGCGAGUGCGUCGUCACGGUCACCCCCGAAGGACUAUCAAAUGCAAAUAUGUAUGGGUCUGGAAGAACGAAACUUGUGAUGCUGCAUUUGGAAUCCAAAAAAAUCUGUAUUGCAUGAGAGGCAAAUAACGGAAGGCAAUUUUUGCCACGCAGAGAGGGAAUUUGUCAUGCGGAAUAGGCAUCAGGAUGCUGCCCACAAAUCUGUGAUGCUAGGCCAUGCAUUACAAGCGUCAUAGAUCAUGCAAAAUAUGCAUGACAAACCUGGCAGUCUUCCAGACCCAGACAUAUUUGCAAUGCAUAAGGGCUUAAAAGGUAAAAAAGUUCGGUCAACAUCGGUAGCUGUUUGCAAAAAAGAGAUAACAAGUACCCAGUACUGUAGAAGUGAAGAUGCGAGGUAUAAGAUUAUGUUUAUGUCGCAAAAGCUGCCAACAAGCAUGAAGUGGUUAGAAUGAUGCAAUAAAAUCCAGGUCUGGCGGAUCAAGAGGCGAACGAGUUGGACGCCGAUGGCAAACUCGGGUCUCGCAUGAAAGGAAACGUGAUGCACAGCGAUAUUUUUUCCGGCGUAUCAUCCAGAAUUUUCUUUCCCCUGAUCCCAAAUCGGACUGGAAGAGGCAUGGUUCUUGUACAUGCAGCAUUCUCAUCUUGUCGACGCUUUGGAACCGUGAUAAGCCAUGAUGACUAGCACAGCAUGGGGUCUUCAGCUGUACCGAAAGAAGCUGUCCGUGUUACCAUGUACAUAGGAAUUAUGCUAGUCAGGCAACAAACGAACCGUUGAAGCCCUGACGAAAAGUUGUAGGCGCUAAGCAAGACACACGCGCUUGCAGAUGCGAAGGGGGAGGGAAAAAUCCUUCACCAUCGAUAUGCCGAAGAUUUCUCGCCGAGCCAGGAUGACAAGAAGAUAGGUGUGAACAAGCCGUCGAUUCUCUUCGGAAGGGGACCCAGCAAGACCAUCAACAUCACCGGCAGUAUUUUUGGUGACGAUCAUGAGGUAUUGAAAAUAUAUACCUUGCUUGAGGAUAUGGGAGCGAAAUUGAAGUCAUUUCACACUUUUCGAACGAAUCUUUUGUGUAGUUCAAUUCUAGUUCGAUAGUGGAGCAGCGACUUUGAUUCGAAUUCCUGAAGCGCUUACCGAACAACAUACUUUUGGUUUUAUGUAGCUCGUAGCACAUACAUCUUUUCAUUCCAGCUCAACAACGCCAACAUGGAGAGCAACGGUAACAAGCAGGACAUCACUCCCAAAGGCAGUAAGAAGGAAGUUGCGCAGGACGAGAAUGAUGUCUCCAAGAGCGUCGAUGUGAAGGGACAUGCCAAGGGAGCUGUGGCCGGCAACGUCGGGUCCGGCUAUGGGAUUCUCAAACGCUACACUCUCAACUAUUGCUGCAUGAAUUUGAAUUUGUGAUGCAAGAUCAGCAGUGGUGAAACAGGGCGGAAACUUGCAACUCUCGCACCACAAAACUGGCACAGGUUUUGCCACUGCUUCGUCCUUCUUCGAUUUGUCUUGCAAGGUAACUUGGUCGUAUGGCGGCUUAUGGUGAUUUUGCAUGACAAAUCAUGAUGUGGUGCAGUCGGGUGCGCAUGACAAAUCAUGACGUCACAGUUUAGAAUGUAACGCUUGAGAGUCCCAUAGCGGCAAGAGCAAUCUUAUCGGAUGUAAAAGCGCUGCACUGGCCAUUGAAACGCACGCGGAGCGCAAAGUAGGGCAUGGCUAUGUAGCACAAAAUGAAAACCAGGGCCAACUGCAGUCACUGCCAUGAGCAUGAGGCCUGCUGGUAUGCAUUGAGCGGCAGAAAAUCUAGGAGUGAUGAAGACACAAAACGUGGCCAUCUUUUCUGCAAAGCGGCAUCCCGUGCGCCGUACUUUUACACCGGAUAAGCACGGCGGAACAAGUGACUCUCCCCGCCGGUUCCAUCCAGGGGCAGAAAGAGUGGGAGUCGGACUCGGGACUCGCGCCCAAGAACGAUGAGCAGGAGCAGGCGCAUACGAAGGGAAAAUCUGCGGGGGCUGCGGAGGGCAGUGUACGUGCAUCAAUUUUGAGGAUGUAAAUGAUCCUAUGCACUGUUGUGCAGAGUCCAUUCGUUCAUUACCUGCACCACUUCGCAAAACUUUCGUGACGUUUGAUUUGAUGCUGUACGACGAAUUUGUGGUUUCUAACUCGAAUGCAGAUAAUAAUUUGGUAUUCCAGGUCAACAACGCCUCCAUGAAUAACAGCGGUCGCAGUAACAAGGAAGGUGUACGCACCGCAAAUAUGUCUGGGUCUGGGAGACGUGGAACCUGUGAUGCUUGUUGUGCUGCAUUUUUGUAUUUCUCUUUGUAGUGCAUGGCCAGCAAAAUAAGUACAGCCUCCUUUGUCAUGCAGAAAUGCAGCAUGUCAAGCCCACUCGGAAUGAAAAAGCUUGGUGUCAUGCUUGGUUGCACCCAGAUCUCGUUCAUCCGUCCAAAACCCAGCAUCACAAGUUUUCCAGACCUAAACAUCUUUGCAUUGCAUAAAGUGUGCCGAACAACAAAAAUGAUCUUUUCAAGGGCAAGGGCGACAAGGAAGCCCCUGUGCAGGAUCAAAAGGGCGUGAUCGAGGGCGACGAAACGAAGGGACAUGCCGUGGUCCCUGUGGCCGGCAACGACGGAAGCGGCGGCGGCAAGAACGGUCUUAUCGCAUGUAAAAGUGUUGCAUACGCAAUCCGGAUAUGCAUUGCAAAUCUGUCUUGGUCUGGAAGAUUGCAAGAUUUGUAAUGCGCAUUGCACGUGACCCAUGAUGUCUGUGAUGCAAGGGCAGGAUCACAGAAGAUCUUCUGAGCUGUGCUUAAUGAUGCAUAUCCCGCAAGAGAAAUGCCCUCUCCACCACGACACGUAGCAACUACAAUUGGGCUGCUUUUGCAUUUGCUGCUCAAGCGAUACAGAUUUUUUGAGAAGAAUCAAAUAUCAGCAUCACAAAUUGCACUCUUCGAGACCAAGCCGCAUUUGCAUUCCAUACCAGAUUAACUCGGACUGGGUGUGGGAGGUAAGUUAUGGAACAAAAAUGUAUAUAAUCUCUAGCCAGCAGUCACUACUAUCUCUCCAGCGUCUGGUGACAUGCAUUCAUUGGAAACAACCAACUUGAUGAAAUCAAGUCAUCUUGCAUUUGCGUGUUGCGCGACCUGCGCUUCGGUUCGGGGUCAGAAUCCUUCCCCCGUGUCCAAUGCUUUUACAGCGGAUCAGCAUGCCGGACGAAGGGGUUCCUCCAGUCGAUGAGAACAUCCAGCGCAAUCCUUGGACACCGAAGAAGGAAAAGGCGCCGAAGGACUAUGAUCAUGCCGCGGCCCAUACGCAAGGCAAUCGUGUCACUGCCAGGGAAGGGACAGUUGCUCUUUUCAUCUUCUUUUUGUUUGUCCUACAUUGGAUCGGCCGUGAGGAAAAUGAGGCAAAGACUGUAGGCAGCCUCAACUCCCACAGCAGCGCUUUAGGCGGAUGAUUGCAACGCAUGAUCGAUCCAUAUCAAGUUCAAAUAUGUCUGGGUCUGGAUUAGUGUGAGGUUUGUCAUGCUUGGCAAACAAGAUUCUCAAGUCUGUCAUGCGCGUGACUCGACUGGCCCAUUUUUCUGUCAGGCAGGAACGCAGUUUGUCAUGCAGAAUUGGCAACAUCUAGGAGUUCCGAAAUUGUCAUGCUGAAGCUGAGCUACCUCUUGUGGACUCCUCAUGUUGAUGCGCCUCUCACCGUGCAAAUUUCCAGACCGAGACAUAUUUGCAAUGCAUAAUCCGAAAGCAAAAGCAACUUUCCGAGGGUUGUCCGGCUUCCGCGACAGUAACACGACUAUUUGCCUGCUCCAUAGUAUCGCAAGAAAAAACUGUUUCACUGUAUCUGUAAACUUGUGAUGCAUAGACAUAGAAUGCUUUCGCGACGCGUUUGUCUUGCUACAUCACAUGCAUGCAACACAGACGCAUUUGUUUGGGUUUAUCAACGUGUUUUCCCUACUUAGCACGUACGCAUGGCAAGUUUUUUUUGUUGGGUGUCACGAAUUUGUAAUGCAAAAUUUGCAAAAUCCUCACAGUGAAACACUUUUUUUCUCACGAUACACAGCUUUGAAAUACGGUAAGUGUUUGCUUUUGUGGACUUUGGUAAAAGCGCACCGCUCUCUGGCUCUCUGUCUUGUUGUGCAGCACUUUUCAAAAGUAGCAUGCUAGUAUGACUAGGGGUAGUAGCUACAGCACCACGCCAAGGAGAACAUACGGCUUUAAUAGCGGUAGUCCCACGCCCAGUGAGGACGUUACGCUACGCAGUUAUGCCGGCUCAGCAUGAGAAGAUUCACCCACAUCGUGCAUGAAUGUCUCCUGACCCUUCGUCAGUCACCGCAUAACAAAAAAAUUGUCUACCAGCCAAGACCGAUUACCUGUACAUAUCCUGAUGAGCAUGACACUUCUCUCUCACCUCACCAAUUUGACAUGACAACGACCCCAGCAGCCUGUGCCGAAUUGUUUUUCGCGAGGACCGGUCGCUAUCGCGAAGGGACAGACCAGGGUUUGCAGUUCGGGCCGAACUGCAAACCCUGGUCUGUCGGUGGACAUGGUGUUGAAAAAAAUGGUGUAUAGGAUGUACCAGUGCACAGUACUAAUUGUGGGUUCUACGAGUAGUAUUCGAACAUUGCCUGGCACCAUAGAGUAUCAAGGGCAAAUAUGUCUGGGUCUGGAAAAGUGCAAGAUUUCUCGUCAAGUUCGACUAGCGAGGCGCUCAAGUCUGUCAUGCACGUUAACGAAAAGUCCCACUUUUCUGUGAUGCAGAAACGCAGUUUGUCAUGCAGAACAGACAAGUACAAGACCUAAAACCUCAGAAACUUGUCAUGCUGAGCCAUCGCUUGUGGCGCUGUCAUGCUACGCCACCCAGCAUUACAAAUUGAAACUUCCGGACCCACACACAUUUGCAAUCCAUAUCGAGGUGGGAAGAUGCUGUCUUUGAAGAUGAUACCAGGCUACCGACUACGCCACCCGGUGGACUUUAUCAAGUCGCAAAAGGCCUGCAUCUUUUACCUGCAUUACAGAAUGUGUAUUUUUUUGCAGAGGCAAAAGUGGCAGCGAAUGAUUUGAGAUUUCCACCAUCAUGUUGUUUGCAUGAUCAGAAAAACUGGACGACCUCAAAGACGCGAUCGCAUUUUUUGCACGACGGUACCGGGCGACCAUUCCCCGGUAAUCAUUUUCUGUUGUGCGCGUCCAUGUCCUGCCGUUUCUACGUAUCCAACUUUGCGUUCCUUAGCAGGAGAAAGCUGGUCCGUUUCGGCUUAAUAAGCGAAGGCCCAGGUUUACGCCAAGUACCACUGACCACCUGGUUCUCGAGCUAGUUGCCCAGGCGGGAGCGAAAUCGCUAGCAUGCACUAUCAGUAUUCGUUUCUGUGAUAUCUUUGGACCAGAUGUUCCGGACACUGCCAGGUCGCGCGACCACGUAUUGCAUGAUAAUGCUUGAUUUUCUUAGCGCCUGGCGCCCAUUGCUGUGCAGGGUGGUCAGUACAAAGAGCAGACCCAAAUUAUCGCACCACGAAACACAUCUGUACUAAUAUGACCGACUGUAGAAAACGAGGACACUUUCGGUCAUCAACAUGCAUUUUUUAGGAAAGCUAGACCGAGAAUCUGGUUCCUUCUUUGGAUACGGCCCGGAACGAACUCGAGAUCCACGAUGACCAAGGCACCACCCCACGCCGGUCGAAGAAAAACGACGCCCGGAAGGUAAUCGUCAUCGCACAGAACGCCAGCGGGAAACCGCACGAGCUAUGCUCUGAAGAAAUCACAACUACACACGUGCCAGAAUGUUAUGCAUUCCUCAUUUUUUUUCAUGUGAUGAACCAGGGACAGUUUUUAGCUUUUCGUGCACAUUUACUGCCCAUCACCGGUUUAAUCGAGGGCUGCUUAGCGGGUGUGUUGGUUGUGAUUGUUCUGAACUUCUAUACGCCAAGGAAUGUGACGAACACAACAACACAAACGUGAAGAUAUGGAAGGAGGACCCGGACUUCAAAGACUGGUGCAAACAGGCAAAGUAUCCAAGGGAGAAAGUACGUGCAUGCGCGCAUAACAAUCAGCAUUGCAACAACAGCAGCGGCCAUGCGACGACUCCCAGUAAACAGACUUUGCUGCGCUGCUGUUGCUGCAGAGUGGACCACGUUUAUUUGAGCAGUAUUUUUCCCUUGGAUAGCGUGGCGUUCUACCGUCCCGCUGAUGCUGCCGCGAAGAAUCCGGAGAAAAGCUAAAGUAUGAUAGAAUCGUAACGAGUGUCGAUCAAAGUGAAAUUGCAAAGAUUACUAGUAGAAUUUCAGUUUUUUGACCGCAGACUCAGAAAGAUAUAUCCUGUUAAAUGACGUGCCCAUCCAAGUUCUGUCAUGCAAAUCUUGACGCCUGAAGACAAAAUGUUCCUCAUGCGCAGCCCUAGCAUGAGAGGAAUUUUCUAAAUGUUCUCUGCACUAGGCAUCCGCAGACGACUAUAGAGUAACCUAAAAUUUGUCAUGCGUAGCAGCGAAAAGCUGUUGCAUGUGUAGCCCAACUUCCAUGCUGGCGAUAGGAUGGGAUCGUUAACGUUUUUCUUCAGCAUACUAAUGACCUCACAGCUUGUGCCACACAUAGAUGGUGACAUUUGAUGAAAAGCAACAGGCCCGAUUUUUCUUGUGCUAGAUUUUGCUUAAGUAUUGUUUCCUGUUCCUGAUAACACGUAUGAUUUUUUCUUUCUUAACGACUUUUUUUUUCACUCACUGGGCACAUUAGUGUAAAUCUGACGUAGUAGGCUUCUUGAUCUUACUGCGCAGGAUUUCAAACUGCAAAACCCCUUUUUCUGUAGAUUGAUGGGAAAUUCUUUUUUCUCCAGGACAAUUUGUGUUUUCUUUUUUAUAAAAGGGUUAGGUCCUGCUGUUAUCGGCGCAAAUUUUUUCAGACACUGUCGGGCAUGCACAUCACGCGAACGGGAAGAAUGGUUUUGCCUGUGCACAGGAAAAGCUGUUCCCCCUUUUCCUAGUCGGAGUCGAAAGAAGCUGCUUUAUUGACACUUCAAGACAGUGCAAGCCGACGCGACUCUAAGCUGCGGAGGUUGGUUGUAGGACGUAUCAGAAGUAUUGGAAGAUAAAGCAUUUCUCGAAAAUGCGUUCGGCAAUGAUUUCUCUGGUAGGGUCCGAACCAAUCUAGUUGUGCUGGAUAAAAAACUGCCUCCGGAAGUGUCCACGAAGUUCACGUCAGUAGCUGAUAAAUGAUGGCAUCGUCGCUGGUCACCGGGCCUUUUGUUCUGUCUCUAUAAUAUAGCAAAGAACUAGAACGCGCAGCCCAAAUUACAUGUACGAGGCCAGCAUGCGGCGCAUUACAAGAUGCAGUAGGUCUUUGUCUUUAUUUAAAAGCUUGUAGCAGAAACAGCGCCACUUCAAACCUUGACACAGCAGGAAGUGGCAGCAACAAGAACACAAGAUCAAGAUGCUAGCGCCAUUUACAUUUUAGUGUUGGUUUUACGUAAAUUGUAUUUAUUUUUUAAAACUGGUGACAGCCUACGAUUUACAGAAAACCCUAACAACCAAUGAGUCCCGGCGCCACGAUCUUAGCGGCCGCAUCCGAGCAUGCGAAGAUGCACCGAAUUUGUUGUCUUCUACUUUUCUAAUGUAAAGGGUUUCUUGUAUGUUAUUCCUACGUAGAAUUGAGAGACAGCUUCGCGGAAGUAGAAUUAACGGCGCCAUCGAUGACAAACCGAGAUUUUGCAAAAGGCUUUGCUGUUCGGCUUGAAUGUAAGUGAGCACAGAGCUAAAGAUCUUGUCCGCUGGAAGGACAACGAAGCAAAAUGUGCCCUAUUCUUUGAUAGAAUACGCGUUCAGCUUUGAGAUGGUUCGCACAGUCGCAAAUAUACUGCUCGCAAGAUGAAGUAAGACGUAGUUGAUGGUAGACUUAAUUUGGGUUUUUUGAAAUGAGGCUGAAGAAAAGCGGUCCUCGUCGUCACGAU
Messenger RNA from Amoebophrya sp. A120, 10811 nucleotides. Lineage: Eukaryota; Dinophyceae; Syndiniales; Amoebophryaceae. The record is from the annotation of a GenBank genome assembly.